Oryzias melastigma (Indian medaka) is the source of this 682-nucleotide messenger RNA. RefSeq names its product coiled-coil-helix-coiled-coil-helix domain containing 7 (gene chchd7). Bases 301 to 558 code for a protein of 85 amino acids. The record is from RefSeq and is a predicted model, not a curated record. NCBI's taxonomy places the organism in Eukaryota, Metazoa, Chordata, Actinopteri, Beloniformes, Adrianichthyidae. The transcript is spliced from 4 exons.
AGCUCCCAUUGGUCCAGAGGACUGUCGGUUUGAAGGGAUCAUUUCCCACGGUUCUGAUUGGAUGUUGUCGUUGCCCUCUGCUGAUGACGUCGGGCAGCCCUCUGCGUGUUUGCUAACUGUUAGCAGAGCAGUGGGUUACAGCUGUACCGCGCUGUUCGCACGCUGACGGCAGACCGGGAACCGCGUCUGGGACCGGUUUAAUGUUAGAGUUCACAUCGGGAUCGUUCCGGGAUUGUUCCGUUUUUACCAGGCCCCGGGGAUCCGCAGGACCUGGACCCCUCAUUCAGCUCAGAGAACCAGAUGGAUAAAAAUACCAGAAGAUUGCGGAAUCUGGACACCAACCCCUGCACUGAGGAGAGUGAUGCCUCUCAGAAGUGUUUGGACCACUACAACUAUGACAAAAGCAUGUGCUCCAUCUACUUUCAGAGAUACAAGAACUGCAGGAAGUACUGGCACAACAUAAUGGUGCAGAGGAGGAGAGACGGAGUCAAACCAGACAUGCCCACUGCAGCAGAGCGCCUGGAGAUGCUCAACAGCAUUGGAGGCAAACCAUACUAGGAUCGGUUAAAAACAGCUGUGAGCAGCAAAAUCAACACAGACUGCUUCUUAUUCCUUCAUUUAUGUGUUCUGGGACAUUCUGUAAAAAUGUGAUCAUCUGUACAAUAAAGAUAUAACACAACUA